GCCAAAAGCAGCUCGGACUCCGCCAUUCAACACAAACACACACACAUACACACACAUACACACACACACAUAUCUGAGGCACAUUGAUUGAGCUGAUCGGCUGAUCCACUGCUACAUGUGUGGAUGUUGAAUGCAGAUCACCAGGACUGAAGGAAGACUCUGAUCCGGUUUGAUAACAGCGCAUCUGACGGAGGAAAGCAUGGUUGAUAACACCAGUAUAGCAACGAAAUCUGCUUUGCCGGGCUCUUUCUCGUCCGCCAGCAGCCUCUCCCUCCCGGCUCCCUCCUCCGCCUCCUCCCACAGCUCGUUCCCCGGUUCCCAGACGCACCAGCCCGGCGGCGGCGGCGGCAUGAAGCUGGAGGCGGUCAUGGAGAACCUGCAGCGGCAACAGGCGGCGCGGCUCGCCCUGGAGGAGAAGCUCCGACAGGCGGAGAAGGAGAAGGACCUCCGCUCCAUGGUCGAAUCCCAGAUCCACCAACAGGCGCUGGCUUUCCGGCACUACCAAGCGGCGGUGCGCGGUGCUCUGGCCGCCGGAGUCGCCGCUCACUCGCCCCCAGAGGUGACGCUCCGCAGAGGGGGGGAGGACGAGACUUUCUCCCGGCGGAGCAGCGACGACAAGGACGAGGAUGCGGAUGACAUGGAGGAGCAGGAAAUCAUGGAUGAAGAGGAAGAGGAGGACGAUGAAGACGGGUUAAACCACUACCAGCACCGGCGGACGGAGCUCCAGGGCGCAGCGCCACCGGUGCACCUCAUGUCCCGGCUCCCUCCGUCCUUCGGCCCGGCCCGCCGCCCGGAAUCCCCAGGGGGAAACCCACAGUCCCAGCACCACGAGUGGACCUAUGAGGAGCAGUUCAAACAGUUGUACGAGUUGGAUGAUGAUGAGAAACGCAAAGAGUUCCUUGAUGACCUUUUCAGUUUCAUGCAAAAGCGAGGGACUCCAGUGAAUCGGAUUCCUAUCAUGGCCAAGCAGGUGUUGGAUCUCUACAUGCUCUACAAGCUUGUCACCGAAAAAGGCGGCUUAGUGGAAGUCAUCAAUAAGAAAAUAUGGCGUGAGAUCACCAAAGGCCUUAACCUCCCUACCUCCAUAACCAGUGCAGCUUUCACUCUGCGAACACAAUACAUGAAGUACCUCUACCCGUAUGAAUGUGAAAAGCGGGGGCUGAGCUCCCCUGGUGAGCUUCAGGCAGCUAUCGACAGCAACCGACGGGAAGGUCGGCGUCAGAGCUAUGGCUCCGCCCUCUUCAACUACUCUCCUGUGGGAACACCCACUCUCCUGUCCUCACCAAAGAUGCAGAUGUCCCACCUCCCCAUGCCCACUCACAACAGUGGCCAUAUGUCCCAGGUGCCUGUCAUUAAGAAAGAGGAGUCCCUGUUGGCCCCCUGCCUGCCCAGCCGGAUGGCCCUCCCCAUGUCCCCCAGCAGCCAACAGGCAGCAGCCGUGGCCGCGCAGGCGGCGGCGGCCCAGGCAGCAGCAGCGGCCCAGGCAGCAGCAGCGGUGCAGGCAGCUGCUCUGGAGCAGCUCAGAGAGAAACUGGAGAGCGCCGAGCCUCCGGAGAAGAAGAUGAUGAUGAUGGCAGAAGAGCAGCAGAGGAUCAUGCAACACGCGCUGCAGCAGAACCUGCUGGCCAUGGCCUCGCAGCUGCCCCUCAACAUCAAAGUUAACAACAGAGAUGAUAGACAAGAGACUGCAUUGAACCUGUCUACCAACGGCAUUAGCAGCAUCAACAUGUCAAUAGAAAUAAAUGGAGUUGUCUACACAGGCGUCCUGUUCGCUCGGCAGUCGGCCAUCGCAGGGAUGACGGGACACCGUGGCAAACACAGCAACUGCCAGACUCAGGGAAAGACCAGUCCAGGUCUGCCUGUGCAGUUCCAGCCGUCCUGCUCCUCUUCCUCCUCCUCCUCCUCUUCCUCCUCCUCCUUACUCCAUGGACACAGAAACUCCUCCCCCUGAGUUUCUUGUCCAUCC
This is a messenger RNA of Sphaeramia orbicularis (orbiculate cardinalfish), 1966 nucleotides long. RefSeq names its product AT rich interactive domain 3C (BRIGHT-like) (gene arid3c). Lineage: Eukaryota; Metazoa; Chordata; Actinopteri; Kurtiformes; Apogonidae. The transcript is spliced from 8 exons. Gene Ontology annotation, molecular function: DNA binding. Bases 200 to 1951 code for a protein of 583 amino acids. The record is from RefSeq and is a predicted model, not a curated record. Gene Ontology annotation, biological process: regulation of transcription by RNA polymerase II. Gene Ontology annotation, cellular component: nucleus.